Molecule: messenger RNA, 8076 nt
Organism: Topomyia yanbarensis
Lineage: Eukaryota; Metazoa; Arthropoda; Insecta; Diptera; Culicidae
Exons: 2
Coding region: 2021-7300 (1759 amino acids)
Biological process (GO): DNA integration
Molecular function (GO): nucleic acid binding
Source: RefSeq, a predicted model, not a curated record
GAGCUGCCGACCUAUAUAAUUCUGUGGCCUAGUUUACAUUACUAUGGACGUAGAUGGAUACUAUGUGUAUCAAUGGUGCUGGGCGGAGUUGCUUGCCUUUUAACAUUCAUCACUCAAAAAGUUGCUGUUUGCGAGUGUACUACUUCACCCUGAAAUAAUUUAUGCACCCCUCGACCGCUACACCGUUUACCCGACUGAGAAGAAAACGUUGGUUUACUGUACUGGUGUAAACACAACAUAAAUUAUGGCUACCCAGCUGUGCGAGAAAUGUCAUCGGUCUACCCACACAGCUGAGCCAGUACUAGUAAACAAACGCAGUUUACUUGUAAUCAUCGGUAGGAGUUGAUGGACAAUUUCUCGACGACGGAAGUAGAGGAAAGAAGGCCAGGUGCACCACGGCUGCUGAGUUUCACCCCCUGGAGCCCCCAGAAUAGGAGAAAAGGAGAAAGGCGCCACCAUUGCAUAUUCGGCGAAGAAGCUGCUCAGUCGCAGCAACCAAUUUAAUAAAUGUAAAGUGUUAUGUAUAAUUUGUGUUAGAAUAAAAUGUAGUGUAUUGCAUGUAAAAAUAUAGUGUGAUAAAUGUAAAGUGUAUUAUCUGUAUAUGGCUGGUGUUUUCGUUAUUUAUGUACAAAAUCCCUGCAAUCCAUGCCUUCUGCCGGGAUCCUAGUCUACCGAAGAAGUUCGCCACCAUCAGGAAACCACAAUCGGGAUUUUCCCAGGAUACAGUCUACUAAUUUAAUCGAAGAAAGGUAAGGACCAGACUCCAAAACAUUGGUCCUUCGAACCGGAUUUGUGCGUAGUCAACUAAAGGUCCAUCCACGAAGGAAGAAGAACGCCAUUGCGAUUUCCCGUCCUUGGGAGAGGAACCCAAGCUAAAACCGCCAUCGCAGUCUGAAAAAUCUACUAGUUGCGAAGGCAACCAUCAUUUGAUGCAUUUAGAACGUUCGAGAAAAUGAAAAGACAGUGAAAGGAUUACUCUUACGAUUACGUCUGGCGAAUUUAUUGCUAUAAUGCACACAAUCAGGAUAUUUCACACUCCAAUUACCUGCAGUACAUUUAUUCCGCUUAUUUUGUGACCGGGAAGAGUCACAACAAGAGCAUCGCACAUUCGAGCUAACGGCAUCUUACAUCGUUGGCACCAGUCGCAAGAGGAAACCAUUCCGGAACGGGCGAAUUGCCCUGGUUUGUCCAGGUAAUUAUAUACUAAAGUUAUGUCCAGUCGCUGCUGGACCACUCCAUAAAUGCUACAUGGUUUCCUUUCCUAUUUUGAUGAUGUUUGCCGCAAUCAUAUUGGAGAAAUAACACCAUCACUGCAAGUCAUCAAGGGAGAUUAGCUUCGACGAAUGAGACGUAUUUCAAUCAACUUACCGUUAAAAUACCCGACUGCAACUACAUCCUACGCGAGUUCACUUGGUGCAGGAGCAACUGUUAUCCUUCCAGGUCAGUUAACGGAAUUGCACCACUUGUAUAUGUCCGGCCGAAGCUGGAAUUUAUUGCCAUACUACAUAAUGUAUUUCACACCUCUCUGUGCACUGUUUUGAUCGUGAUCGAUGUAUACAUACAUAAACAACAUUUACAAGCAUAUGAACAAGGGGCGCGCAUAAGUGCAUUAUUGUUUCACUGCGUCCUACUUUCGGAGCAUCGGUGUGAUCACGAGAAAAUCCGGCACAUCGUUUUUUGAUGAAAUUUAGCAGCGUUACUGUUUUGUCAGGUCAGUUAGAACAGUAUAUGUUCAGCCGUAGUUGGACCAACAAUUUUACUACAUAACCCUUUUCACCUCUCCCGCGAAAUCUGGAUCCGUAUGAAGUAUUUUAAAUUACUCGUACUUCCACAAUCAUUUGGAGCUGCAUCGUUCGAAUAUUUCUGAGGGACAUAACUGUAGAGAAAGCGGAAAUUCCUGUUUCUUCAGGUAAAUAAUAAAAACAGCUCUACAGUAUAUGCCCAUCCGAAGUUAGGAAACAAGCAGAAUAUUACACCUCCGUAUUAUCUUCCCGUUCUGUCAAAGUGAAAUUGUGUUACAAUGCCGCCGACUACAUCAUCGAGUGCUAAGAAGUCACCGGCGUUGCGGACGCUGCAAACCAAGCUGAGGUCAUACCAGAAUAUGUUCAGGGAUAUCUGCAGGUUCGCCGAUUCUCUUGGGGUGGAAACUACAGCCAGCCAGGUGACAGUUCGACUGGAAAAACUUGAGGAGUUGUGGGAGAAGGUGAACGAUGUGAUCUUGGACAUCGAAACACACGAAGACUUCGAAGCAGAGGAUGACGCCUAUGCUGAGCAACAGUCGGAGUUUGGAAACCGCUACUACCAGGUGAAGUCGGUGUUGUUAGACAAGAUCAAGGAGCUAGAAGAACCUGCUGUCCUUAAUGCCUCCAUCCGGGGACUCGACAUGACACAACAACCCACCAUAGAGCAUGUGCGACUCCCACAAAUCAAGUUGCAAACCUUCGACGGCAACAUUGAUGAGUGGUUGAGUUUCCGCGAUCUAUACACAUCGCUCAUCCAUUGGAAAGCUGAUUUACCGGAUGUCGAGAAGUUUCGCUACCUGAAGGGAUGUCUGUCAGGAGAAGCUAAGGCGCUUAUUGACCCGCUGUCGAUUACAAGGGCGAAUUAUCAGGUCGCAUGGGAGACGCUAACCAAACGCUACAACGGCAGUAAAAUCCUGAAGCGGCGUCAGAUUCAAGCGCUGUUUAAGUUACCUAAUCUGGCUAAGGAGUCGGCCAACGAAUUGCAGCCGUUGCUGGAGGGAUUCGAGCGUGUUGUUCAGACCCUUGAUCAGCUGGUACAACCCGCCGACUACAAGGAUCUUCUACUGCUAGACAUAUUAGCUUCGCGUCUAGACAGUGGAACCAGGAGAGCUUGGGAAGAGCAUUCAUCCACCAAGGAGCAGGAUACGGUGAAGGAUUUGACCGAAUUCUUGCAAAGACGGAUCAGAGUACUGGGAGCAUUGCCAACUAGAUCCGUUGAACCCAAGGUUGUCGUACCGCAACCGCAAAGGAAGCCAUUUGUAGCGCGCUCUAGCCAUAGCGUCGUACAAAAUACAGGAGGACGGUGCAUCGCGUGUUCGGAAUCCCAUCCGCUUUAUCAAUGUCCAGCUUUCCAACGUUUAGCAGUAUCCGCCCGCGAUAAGCUGCUCCGCAACCACUCCUUAUGUCGCAAUUGUUUCCGGAAGGGUCAUCUGGCUGCGGAGUGUUCUUCACGAUAUGUGUGCCGUAAUUGCAAGGGCAAGCACCAUACCUUGGUAUGUUUUCGGACGGACGGCGAAGGCGGUAAGGAGUCAACCGCUAAGGGAGCAAACAGUUCCGGGAAUUUCAAGGAAGGGGAAUCAAGUACCAGAAUAGCCAGCACACCAGCGGCUGUUUCAUCUAACAUGUCUGGUCAGCGCAGCUCAUCGGUAUUACUCGCUACGGCCAUCGUCUUAGUGGAGGACGAUCAAGGAGGUAGUUAUCAAGCAAGGGCUCUACUGGACUCGGGUUCUGAAUGCAAUUUCAUGACCGAGCGGUUAUGUCAACUGAUGAACGUUCAACGGCGGCGGUCCGACGUGUCUGUGUACGGGAUCGGGCAAUCCAAUACCAAGGUCAAGCAUAAGGUGACAACAACAGUCAAGUCGCGAGUAUCUGCUUUCUCGCGGAAGAUGGAGUUUCUUCUACUACCGAGUGUCACAGCAAAUCUUCCGAUAGCCAACGUGGAUAUGACGGGAUGGGAAAUCCCAACUGGCGUGGAGCUAGCGGAUCCAGCGUUUUUCAAAUCCAAGGCGGUUGAUUUAGUGCUUGGGAUCCAGUACUUCUUCGCAUUUUUCCAUACCGGGAAUGAAGUGCAGUUAGGCAAGGGUCUUCCUACUCUAACCGAGUCGGUAUUCGGAUGGGUAGUAGCUGGCACGGUUGAAAGCUCGCUAGAAACCCAACGUAUAACCUGCAAUAUGGCCGUCGGUCUGGAGGAAAUAUUGACUCGUUUCUGGACCUGUGAGGAGAUCGAUUCUACCUCUAUUUAUUCGCCUGAGGAAGCACGCUGCGAGGAGCAGUAUGCUAGAACUGUACGAAGGGGAACGGAUGGCCGAUACACAGUCUCACUACCAAGGGAUGAAGUCGCCCUGGCAAGGAUGGGCGAGUCAAGGGACAUCGCAGUCCGGCGGCUAGAAGCUUUGGAUCGCAGACUAUCGAGGGAUCCAGAGCUCCGGAAACAGUACAACCAGUUUAUGGCGGAAUAUCUGGAGCUAGGUCACAUGCGAAGGGUAUCUGUGACACGAGAUGAAGAAGGCAAACACUGCUACUUACCUCAUCAUCCAGUGGUCAAACAGGAAAGCACCACAACCAAGGUCAGAGUGGUCUUUGAUGCAUCGUGCAAAACUUCCUCAGGAACGUCUCUAAACGAUGCACUAUUGGUGGGACCGGUGAUUCAGGACGAUCUCCGGUCAAUUAUUCUACGGAGCCGAACCAGACAGUACAUGGUGGUAGCGGAUGUCGAGAAGAUGUUUCGACAAAUCAAAAUCGAUGAAGGGGACAUGCCGCUUCAACGAAUUCUGUGGCGUGUGGAUGGUAACGAGGAGGUCGGGACCUACGAGUUAACUACGGUCACCUAUGGAACCAAGCCGGCUCCGUUCCUUGCAACCAGAACUCUGAAGCAAUUGGCUAUGGACGAGCAAGCACAAUACCCACUAGCGGCAAGGGCUGCAAUCGAAGAUGUCUACAUGGACGACGUUUUGACUGGCGCUGACGAAGCAGAAGCAGCGUUGGAGCUGCGAAACCAGCUGGACGAGAUGAUGGAUAAAGGAGGAUUCCGUCUGAGAAAGUGGGCUUCCAACUGCCCGAUGGUAUUGCAGGGUAUUCCAGAAGAAAACCUGGCGGUAAUGCAAGCAAAGGAAAUCCAGCUAGAUCCCGAUCCCGAAGUACGAACCCUAGGACUUGUGUGGCUUCCAGUUGAUGAUGUCCUGAUGUUCCGGUUCAAAAUACAGGAACUAGAGCCAGCCGGUAAACUGUCGAAACGUAGGGUCCUGUCAAUCAUAGCUACGCUAUUCGAUCCGUUAGGCCUGGUAGGAGCGGUAAUCACAACUGCAAAGAUUUUCAUGCAGCUAUUGUGGUGUUUAAAGGAUGGCAAUGGAAGGAGCUUAGACUGGGAUAGUCCCCUGCCAUCAAAGGUUGACGCAGAAUGGCGAGAUUUCCACUCUCAGUUGCCACUGCUAAACAGUCUGAGAAUCGACCGCUGCGUUAUAAAACCGAAGGCAGUUACUGUUGAGCUCCACUUCUUCUCAGACGCAUCCGAGCGAGCAUACGGAGCUUGUGCGUAUACUAGAAGUGUGGAUUCAACGGGAGGUGUUAGAAUUGUAUUACUUUCGUCCAAAUCCAAGGUGGCCCCAUUGAAAUGCCAAUCCAUUCCACGCUUGGAACUGUGUGGAGCCUUGAUGGCGGCUCAGCUUUCGGAGAAGAUCACAGAUGCGAUUAAGAUGGACGCGCAGCAGUUUUUCUGGACGGACUCCAUCUGCGUUCUCCAAUGGCUAAAGGCAGUACCCACGACGUGGACUACAUUCGUUGCUAAUCGCGUGGCGAAAAUUCAAGGAAUCACCGAGACGCAUAUUUGGCAGCACGUUCCAGGAACCCAAAAUCCGGCAGACUUAAUUUCGCGCGGAUUAACUCCAGAGCAGAUUCAGCACAGUGAGCUGUGGUGGGAAGACCCACCAUGGUUUCAGACAGGGCUAGAAUCACGGCCAAAGCCACCAACAAUGGCAAGCGUUGAGGACGUAGAAGGAGAGAUGCGCCGCUCAGCAGUUCCAUGUACGAAACAGCAGGAGUAUUUCGGAACCUGGUACGUUAGCAAGUUCUCCAACUACCCAAAUUUGAUGAGAAGCACAGCGUACUGGCUACGAUUGAAAAAUAUCCUCAAGCGGACUGAGCAUAACAGAAGAUGGAAAGGAGUUCUAGAGGCAGCUGAAUUGAAGGAGGCCGAGCACACGUUAAUGGGGCGCAUUCAGCAGGAAACGUUCCCGAAGGAGUGGAAGGCGCUUUCGAACCAUGAAGCGGUAUCAAGGAGUUCACCGCUGCGCUGGUUUCACCCACAGUUGUCUAGGGACAAUCUGCUCAGAGUUGGAGGGCGAUUGGGCCACUCACAGGAAAUUGAAGAUACCAAGCAUCCAAUAAUACUUCCCGCAACACAUCGACUAACCAGACUGUUAUUAGAGCAUUUUCACAAGAAGUUGCUCCACGCGGGACCGCAGCUUCUUCUUGGCACUGUAAGGCUUCAGUAUUGGCCAUUGGGAGGCCGCAAUUUAGCUCGGCAAAUAGUUCAUCAGUGUAAUCGUUGUUUCCGAGCAAAGCCCAAACCUAUUCAGCAAUUCAUGGGUGAAUUGCCUGCAGCGCGCGUGACUGUAUCACGGCCAUUCUCAAGAACGGGAGUGGACUAUUUUGGCCCGGUGUAUAUACGCCCAGGACCUCGUCGUACGGCAGUUAAAGCGUAUGCGGCAGUAUUCGUCUGUAUGUGUACGAAGGCCGUUCAUAUCGAGAUGGUAACGGAUUUGUCUACGGACCGGUUUCUGCAGGCGUUACGCAGAUUUAUUGCAAGGAGAGGCAAGUGUUCCGAUAUGUACUCGGAUAAUGGGGCAAACUUCAUUGGAGCUCGGAACCAACUGAAGCAACUGACUGAGUUGUUACACAGCAAGGAACACAACGAGAAGAUAUCGAAGGAAUGUGCAAAGGAUGGCAUCCAUUGGCAUUUCAACCCCCCCAGUGCUCCACAUUUCGGAGGUCUAUGGGAGGCGGCAGUGAAAUCGGCCAAGUACCAUUUGUUGCGUGUCCUUGGUAACCAGGUGGUUUCGUUCGAAGAUAUGAACACUCUUUUGAUUCAAGUGGAGAGCUGUCUUAAUUCUAGACCACUAACUGCGAUGACUGAUGAUCCAAAUGAUCUCGAGCCUUUGACUCCGGGACAUUUUCUAAUUAGAACUUCCAUGCAGCAACUACCUGCUGCAGACUGCAAAGCUGUUCCACUAAAUCGUUUGAAACAGUGGCAGAUAAUACAGCAGAAACUGCAGCAAUUUUGGAAACGAUGGCGGUUGGAAUAUUUAACGCACCUACAAGGCAGAGUGAAGCGUUGGCAACCACCUAUUCCAAUCUCUGUGGGCCAAUUGGUGAUAAUCCGAGACGAUAACGUACCCUCCAUCCGCUGGAAAAUGGGAAGGAUUCAGCGGGUCCACUCAGGCGACGAUGGAGUUGUCAGAGUAGUGACUCUUAAGACCGCAACGGGAAUGCUAGAAAAACCAGUGGAAAAAAUAUGCAUUCUACCAUCAGCGACGGCAGAACCAGACAGUAGUUCCCAGUAGUUGGAAAUGUCGACGCUUCCAUACGGUGUGCGAGAGGUUUUCUUUUUUUUUCAGAAAUUUUAGCAAUUUCAGGGAGGGUGAGAAUGUUUGCGAGUGUACUACUUCACCCUGAAAUAAUUUAUGCACCCCUCGACCGCUACACCGUUUACCCGACUGAGAAGAAAACGUUGGUUUACUGUACUGGUGUAAACACAACAUAAAUUAUGGCUACCCAGCUGUGCGAGAAAUGUCAUCGGUCUACCCACACAGCUGAGCCAGUACUAGUAAACAAACGCAGUUUACUUGUAAUCAUCGGUAGGAGUUGAUGGACAAUUUCUCGACGACGGAAGCAGAGGAAAGAAGGCCAGGUGCACCACGGCUGCUGAGUUUCACCCCCUGGAGCCCCCAGAAUAGGAGAAAAGGAGAAAGGCGCCACCAUUGCAUAUUCGGCGAAGAAGCUGCUCAGUCGCAGCAACCAAUUUAAUAAAUGUAAAGUGUUAUGUAUAAUUUGUGUUAGAAUAAAAUGUAGUGUAUUGCAUGUAAAAAUAUAGUGUGAAAAAUGUAAAGUGUAUUAUCUGUAUAUGGCUGGUGUUUUCGUUAUUUAUGUACAAAAUCCCUGCAAUCCAUGCCUUCUGCCGGGAUCCUAGUCUACCGAAGAAGUUCGCCACCAUCAGGAAACCACAAUCGGGAUUUUCCCAGGAUACAGUCUACUAAUUUAAUCGAAGAAAGGUAAGGACCAGACUCCAAAACAGUUGCUUCCAGUCUUUCCCGCCAAUUAUGUUUACGUCUGCUCCUGA